Messenger RNA from Nannospalax galili (Upper Galilee mountains blind mole rat), 2953 nucleotides. RefSeq names its product CD164 molecule (gene Cd164). Lineage: Eukaryota; Metazoa; Chordata; Mammalia; Rodentia; Spalacidae. Bases 128 to 700 code for a protein of 190 amino acids. The record is from RefSeq and is a predicted model, not a curated record. Gene Ontology annotation, cellular component: lysosome; endosome. The transcript is spliced from 6 exons.
GCCCGCUACGGGACUGCCGUGCGCUCCCGUGGGGCGCGGAGUCUCGGGGCCGGCGCCGCAGGGGACGUAGGGCUCGUCGGAGCUUCCUUUGCUGCACCAUUUCGUGGACGCCGGGGCCGAGGAUACGAUGGCGGGAGUCUGCCGCGGGCUGUUCUGCGCCGUCACCUGCCUGGCUGCGCUCUGUGUGGUGUGGGCCACAGAGGUUUCAAACGUGACCACGACCCUAGCGCCCACCCAGCCGGCCGCGACGACGCUGACGCCCGCCUCGCCGUCCACGCUGCCAGAAACUUGUGAAAGCCACGACAGCUGUUUCUCCUGUGCUAAUGUUACCAUUGGUAAUGCUACUAAGUGCUCUUGGACGGAAUGCCAAGAUAAGAGUUACUGUUCAAGUAAUUUAACAUUGAACUGUACCCUGGUGAACAACACUAACUUCUGUUCUGUGCCUACUACCACUCCAGUGCCAACCAAUUCUACAGCUAAAUCCACAACUCCGUCUUCAUCUCCUACCCCCACACCCACUGCUGUCACCUCAGGUGCAGCAAAUACCACUUUGACUCCAACCUCACAACCUGAGCGGAAAUCUACCUUUGAUGCAGCCAGCUUCAUUGGAGGAAUUGUCCUUGUCUUGGGUGUGCAGGCUGUAAUUUUCUUCCUCUACAAAUUCUGCAAAUCUAAAGAACGAAAUUACCACACUCUGUAAACAGACCCAUUAAAUUAAUGAGGACUGGCAAUUCAUUUGUGUAACUCACUGAAACCAAAAUAUUACCUUUCAAGAUGUCCCACGUGGAAGACGCUGUUCCAGGAUCUUUAACUUUCCAAAGGAUGCAUAUAGGAUACUUUGGAGUAUCUUUGAAGAAAAAUGAGUUAAACCAUUUCACUCAACAGGAAUAUUUAAAAUAUUCUGCAUGAAUCCUUAUGGCUGUCUUCUUUUGUUUAAAAUGGCUGCUGCUGUGGGAUUAUGUUUCUUUCCUUGACAUGCCAAAUGUAACCUUUUGUAAAUGAUGGAAAAUUGUCCUGUUCUGGCAACCUCCUGUGGCAGUUUAAAUUUAGUCGUUUUAAAACCUGAAAUUGCAUUAUUUGCAUCCUAACUUAGUGGCCAGAAAUGAGCAGUGUGCCAAAUGAGCAUCAAUCAGGUUGAUUUGGAACUAUCAUUUCAAAAGUAGAUUUACCUUUAGUACUGAACUGUAUCCUUAGAUUAAAAAUUUGUGCUUGGUAAGUUAUUUUUUUCAACAUUAGAAAUAAGAUGCCACACAGGGAACAUUCCAGAUUUAGAGAAAUGAAACGAUACAUGCCAUUAAUAUGUAACAGGUUAUUGUUCAUACUCAUAAAGCACCUUAUUGAGAAAACAGAACAGUGCCUUAAGACAGACUAAAAGUUGGCUAGAGCUUAAAGUGUGAUAUGUUUCACGUUAGGAGGGAGGUAAAAGGUUGGUCUGAGAGUGUAACUGUUGAUGUGAGCAGUAGUAAACCUGCUUUUAGAUAACAUACUGUUAGUAUUUAAUUAAAAACAUGGGUUUUUUUUUUCCAGGGCUGAGAAAAGUAGGCUAAAGAAUAAUUCUAAGCUGAAAACCUUCAUUCACCCAACCUCCCAACAUUUUUUCUUAGGGCUAUUGAAUGGGCAUAAAAUUAUUUUUCCUCUCUACACACACACACACACACACACACAACACAAAUCCAAAUAUACCUUGAAGGGAUUUCUACCACACUGUCUUGAGUGGUAGCUUUACAUGAGACAAGAAGGAAGUUUGAGAAUCAUCCAUUUCUUUAAAUGAGACAAUCACUUUGUUUUCUAGCAGAUGUGACUUAUAAUUUCAGAAAACCUGAGGAUUUUAGAUGAGAUUACUCUAGAUUUUUAGUAAUGGUGUCCUGAAUGAAUACACUGUUAGUUUUGUUUCUGUUUUUCCUCUCUCCUUACCCUUUUUUUCUUUCUGUUGUUCCCUUCCUCCUCCUGCUUUCAGUUCUAUAGGAUAAUCAUGCGUACUUUUAUUUCUGUAGCUUCUUGUAAGCACUCAUUUCUUUUAGGUUUAGAGCAUUCUCCCUUGCCUUUGACACUUUGGACUAGUUCAGAGGCUCUAAUUAGUUGAAAAAUGGGCUUUUUUGGUUCUAGGUCAUUAUUUUCGUGUUUUAGUUUCUAUAGAGUAGCUGAGUUUAACACUUGGCUUGCAAUGUUUUAUAGUAGGAAAUGACAGACUGGUUUGUUUCAUAAACUGAAAUUCGUUUGUAUUCUUAAAAUGAAAAGCUACUGGUUUCUUUCUCAUUUGCUGGUACAGCUAAAAUUCGUUUAACUUGCACAUUUGUAUAUACACCUAAUGUUUUCAAGUGCCUUAAUUGUUUAAAAUCUCUGGCUUCAAAGGUUUUUGGGGAAAGAUAGGUUUACCUCACAGUUUUGUUUUCUUUAGUAAUAUUCUCGGUACCUCAGAAUUUAUAAUGGUGCCAUGGCUGUUUUUAGUGAGUGCUAAAAUUUAUUUGAAAAUACAGAGGAUUUCCAUUCCUUGAAAGGUGGAUAAUUGUCAUUUACCUGGAUGUGAAUCCUUGCCCCAUAUUAAUGUCAAAACAUGUAGCAUGUUUUGUGAAAUUAAUUUGAAGCUUCUGUAAUUUUGAGCACUGCUCUAAUAUAAUAGGAAGUUUUUGCAAGUCUACAAAUGAACUCUGAGACCGAAUUCACAGCCUUGCUGACUCUUUCCCCUCUUUGUUUAGCAAUUGUAGUAUUUUGAGCCAUUAAUGAUUUUUGGGUGUUUUUAAUCCAGAAGGUAUAUAGAAACCUUUUCAGAUUUUUCAUCUGAUUUGUUCCUGCAGAUCUAGUUCUAUCAGAAACCUUAUUUUACCUUACUGAUGUUUGUUGCACAAGCAGACUUUGCUGUACUUAGAAAUUUCUAUUUGAGUUCUUUAAAAGCUACAAAACUAAUCUGUAUCUGUACCAAACUGAUUUAAAAUAAAUGUGUUUAUUGAAUUAA